Nezara viridula (southern green stink bug) is the source of this 2852-nucleotide messenger RNA. Lineage: Eukaryota; Metazoa; Arthropoda; Insecta; Hemiptera; Pentatomidae. The record is from the annotation of a GenBank genome assembly.
UGAAGAGGUUGUGCUCGAGAGUAUGUCGGUGAUAAAUAGAUAAUAUAUUAAUAGAGAUUCUGUGUGCGACAUAUUACACUCCGUGGAGCGAGAUGUGCGUCUGAAAUGGACUGCUGUUGGACAAGAAGACGUGAUGUGAUGCUAUGUCAAAAGAAGAUUUGGAUAAAGGGAUACUAUAUGAUUAAAACAGAUGCUUGAGAGAAGCGGACGGUAUGGGUGCCAACAUGGGAAAGCCCGGCUCUUUGCUGGACGCUCUGCCUACGCCGGGCGCCACGCUCCACAUUGUGAUGCUCGGCCUCGACUCGGCCGGGAAGACCACUGCCCUCUAUAGGCUCAAGUUUGACCAAUACCUCAACACAGUUCCCACGAUAGGUUUCAACUGUGAAAAGGUCAAAGGAGCUGUUGGCAAAUCAAAGGGAAUCUCUUUCCUUGUGUGGGACGUCGGAGGUCAGGAAAAGUUACGACCUCUUUGGAAGUCCUACACUCGGUGCACCGAUGGGAUCGUCUUCGUCCUCGACUCAGUUGACUUAGAGCGGAUGGAAGAGGCCAAAAUGGAGCUGGCCAGGACCGCACGCUCACCAGACAACGCUGGUGUCCCCGUCCUGGUCCUGGCCAAUAAGCAGGACCUGCCCGGCGCGAAGGAGCCCAAGGAGCUCGAGAAGCUGCUGGGCCUCCACGAGCUGACGCCGAGCCACAUGUGGACCGUGCAACCCGCGUGCGCGAUCACCGGUGAGGGACUAUUCGAGGGGAUAGACUGCCUCUACGAGAUGAUCCUCAAGAGGAGGAAGCUAGCAAAGCAGUCGAAAAAGAAAGGGAGGUAGAGGGGCGCGAGUGAAACAUAACAUACCAAAGCAUCUUUGUCUGAACUGUUGCCUGUCUCCCUCCGGAUCUGUCCUCGUGUGCAUCUGCUUGUAUUCUGUUACGUUGUUCUGGUCCUUUCACUGUUCGAUUAUUGGAGGUAAUAUCUUGAAGAGAGGCAUGGAGAGGGAGAAGGACACCGCGAGAGAAAGGGGUCAAGCUUUCUCAGCUUAUUCUUGUAAAGUUUGGAAAUAAAAUCUCUUUAUAUGUUUAUAUUUGUAUUGAUUUGUCGAAAGAAUUAUCGAUAGUUGUGGAACCUUUGAGUCUAUUUGGCUAGAUAGGCCAGCGCUUAUGUUAAUUCAGUACAAUUUUUAUCUUUCAAAAAUAAGCUUUUUCAGCAUUGACCACACAGUUGAAUCCCGUCUAUUAAGGAAAACGGAAAGCAUACAGGCGUUCUCAGAUGGAUUGUAAUAUUUGUAGUCAUUGUUGUUGUAUAUCUGUAACUUAACCUUUUGCUAAUUCCUUUGUAUGUUGAAUGUAGAGUCCUCACCGUGAUAUUGAAAACACAACAGAAGAAGCAUGUAUUUUCACGUAGGAAUCUGUUUGUUAUUAUGCCCUUCUUUGGUAUAGUUUGUCUCUCUUUGCCUGGAGUAGAUUGCUCACGAUCGCAUCAAGCUUUGUUUCAUUUCUUUUUUUUAUAGCGCCUCAUCUGUGAUUAAUAUGGACGCUUUAUUUUUUGUAUAUUUGUAUAAGGAUUAAAUUUUAAAAGUAAAUAAAAUAAAGUAAAGAAAAAAAAAUGAACGAACCUUAGCAGGUGCUUUCUACUGUUUUCUGCUCAUUUGUUUUGUUUUCUGAAAAAAAUUGUUGCUUUUACUUUGAAGCACGUCGACAGUUACCAAGUCGCUUGCAAAAAGUUUAUAUAUAUUUAUAUUUUAUAAUUGUAUAUUUAUUAUAUAGUUCAAGCUCAAAUAAUGAUAAUUCGACGUUACUUUAUAAAAGCUUUUUUGUUAGUUGUUCUCAAUUUAUAUGCGUUAUUGCUGCAUUUUAGAAUUAUGUUUGAUUUUAAUUAUUCAUAUAUUUGUAUACUUAUCGUAUAAGUGUGUUAGAGAGUUGUUUGAACCUUGGCGUAGGCCUUGAAGGUUUUUUGUUAGCCUCGGCACCACGUUAUUAUCGUCUGGUCCCAGUAUACUGUCCGCUGCUCAGAGGUUCCAUUGAGAAAUAACAUGUCUUUUAUACAUUUAGUAAAUUUCUGGCUGCUUUUCACUUUGUCAAAUAUAUUGAUCACUCAUUCUCGAUUGCAAAUAGAAUUUUCAAAAACAUAAUCCCAUAUGUUAAGGGAAAAAAUAUUUAUUUUUAUUGUUAGUUUGUUGCAUAAUAAUGUAUUAUUGAUUUAGUUUAAUAUUGUUAAUCAUUGUUUGUAUUGUGCUUAUCGUAGCAAUAAGUGAUGAUUUCAGUUGUCAUUAAUUAGGAUAGCACUAUUUCCCACUGGCAAUAUACCCAGCACCGACUUCUACUUUAAAAAAAAAUAAAACAAACAAAAAACAUGUUGCAUUGUAAAUAUUGAGACAAUAACAUUUAGCAUAUGUCGUUGAGUUGGCGCUGAGACCCCUUAAUUGCUGUGAAUUUGUACCAAUUUGUCUGUUUUAUAUUGAGUUUAUUGUACAGUGUAUUUACUCUGCUAUAUUAUUAUUAUUAUCAUAAUUAUUAUUAUUAUUAUAGAUACUUGUAUAACAAUUAUCAGUUGCCAUUUGUGUGUUUUGUUUUUUGUUUGAGAGUUUUUUGUAUUAUUAUUAUUUUAUAUAAAUGUUACUAUAUGGUUAUCAUUUUCGAAGUUAAAAUAAAGAAAAAAUAUUAUUAAUCUUUCAAGAUCACUGACUGACUAAUAGUUAAUUAUUAUUAUUGUAAUACGGAGUUGUAAUAUGUAAUAUAUGAUAUAUUUAUUUUAAAUGCACUGCGAAGCCUGUAUCGAUUGGUGAAAUAAAAUUAGAUUUUAUAUAUCAAUCCACUGUAAAUUAUGUCAUAAAUAUAGAUAAAAUUCUUUACCAAAAAAUUGU